Messenger RNA from Paramecium tetraurelia, 324 nucleotides. RefSeq lists its product as uncharacterized. The record is from RefSeq and is a predicted model, not a curated record. Lineage: Eukaryota; Ciliophora; Oligohymenophorea; Peniculida; Parameciidae. The transcript has a single exon.
AUGUUUAAUGAUAAUAUUAAAUAAAGCAGAUAAAUCAAAAUAGAUAAUGAUGCAAAUAUCAAAAAUACUAUAUUCAAAAAGGCAUCAAAAGCGACAUCCAAUUAUUUUAUGCCUUAUAAUUAUAAAUAAAUGGAAAACCCCUCUGAAUCUGCUCGUUAAUAUUAAAUGAAUUUGGAGUAUAAAAGGUUAACUAGAAGAGAAUUCAGAAAUAUUUUCAAUAGAAAAUAUGGAAGGGGAAAUGAUAGUUGGAAAACCUAAAAAGUUGAAUUAAUAAUGGAUUACGAUUUUCCAAUCUAAUGAUCUUGUAAAUACUGUAUAUUAUUU